This is a messenger RNA of Cyphellophora europaea CBS 101466, 831 nucleotides long. RefSeq lists its product as uncharacterized. The record is from RefSeq and is a predicted model, not a curated record. The coding region runs from base 1 to 831 and encodes 276 amino acids. The transcript has 5 exons. Lineage: Eukaryota; Fungi; Ascomycota; Eurotiomycetes; Chaetothyriales; Cyphellophoraceae.
AUGCCACCACUCACAGUGUUGGUGAUCGGUAGGGGGGCAAAUCGAGGCAUCGGCUUCGAACUUGCACGAAAGCUGACCGUCAAUGGUCACCAAGUAUUCGGCACGUACCGGCCUGUGACCAGAGAUGACCCAACAGUGCAACAGUUGAAAGCAUACAAGAUCCCGACCUUUGAAGUCGACCUCACGGACGAGGACUCCAUCAUGCGACUCGCAGAGGACUACGCUACCCAUCCGAGAGGAGGAGCUCUCGAUGUCCUAAUCAAUUGUGCCGGCAUUUACUUCCCCCUUUCCGAUCGUCCGUUCCAGGCGUUCACGGCCGACGACCUCCUCGAGCACUUUAAAGUCAACACCAUCGGCCCCUUCCUCACAUCCAAACACCUAACACGCUCCCUCCGAGGCUCCCCGUGGGGCGGCCGAAUUCUCAACAUCAGCAGCGACGCCGCCAGCAUCGCCGACAACACCGGCGGCAACCUCCCCUACCGCCUCUCCAAGACCGCCCUCAACCAGCUGACCGCCACCAUCGCCGCCGAGGGAACCCGCCCCUCCCUGUUCGAGGACGGCUACUCCUCCCUCGAAGCCGCCGUGGGCGGUGUGGUCGGCGCUGGCAACAUCGCAAACGGCGGCGGAGGCGCAGGCGCACUCACGGCCAUAAGUGUGCAUCCCGGCCACACGGGGUUUUGGAAACGCGAUGACCUCGAACGGUGCGUCGACGGCGUGGCGGCUCUCGUGGAGAGGUUGUGUGACGGUGAUGACGGGAGGAAGGGGGGCAGAGGACGGGAGUUGGAGGCGGGCGCGUUCUAUCGGUGGGAUGGGAAGAAGUUGAGCUGGUGA